AUGUCAAAUUACGGACUUACGAUUAAAGUCGUCAAUGCUAUUUUGUUUUUGGCUUUGUUUGGAGAUUACCUGUAUUCGGUUUUUAAGUUUGGAAAGCUUCCGCAUCACGGCGACCCAACACUUGGAAAUCAUCCAACAAUAAUCACUCCUGCUCCGUACUCUUUUUAUAUUUGGUAUCUAAUCAAUUUUCUCUUUUUCGGUUUUAUCAUCUACCAAUUUUUCCCCGAUGCAAACGACGUAGUUGUCAAUGGGAUCAAAUGGCACUUUCUCGCCUUCGCCAUUCUAAAUCUACUCUCAGUGCAAUUUUGGCUCAAAGAUGAUCUCAUAAUUUCCUGGCUCGUUACUGCGGUGCUUCUCUCGCAAAUCUCAUUCGUCUAUUACCGUAUACGAAACGAAUUUCCUGCGAACACAUUAUUGGAUAAAAUUUUUGUUCAUGCUCCAUUGACAAUGUAUCACGCAUGGACUGUGGUGAUUUUGGUGAUUACUUCUUUCGCUGCAUUUAUCCCAGAAGACGACGAAAAGCAACCAGAUGAGGAAGAAAGACAAAUUAGUUUGGUACAUUAUCUCUGGGUAUUUGUGGCAUUUGUCGUGCUGGAGGGUAAUAUGUGGGCAUAUAAUAUAUUCGGAGAUGGAGAUGCGUUGGGUGGUCUUGCUAUAGCGUGGGCAUUUUUUGGCAUUUCACAGGGGCAACAUGAGACUGAAUUGAUCCAUGUCUCGGCUAGAGUGCUGGCCAUUUUUACGAUUGCAUAUUCCGCUAAUCCUUUAAUUAAAAAGUUCACAGGGAGCGGAUAUAGAAGCACCGGUGGUGAAAAUGCUCCUUUGUUAAGUUAG
This is a messenger RNA of Ambispora gerdemannii, 831 nucleotides long. NCBI's taxonomy places the organism in Eukaryota, Fungi, Glomeromycota, Glomeromycetes, Archaeosporales, Ambisporaceae. The record is from the annotation of a GenBank genome assembly.